Vanessa tameamea is the source of this 1440-nucleotide messenger RNA. RefSeq lists its product as uncharacterized. Bases 1 to 1440 code for a protein of 479 amino acids. The transcript has a single exon. NCBI's taxonomy places the organism in Eukaryota, Metazoa, Arthropoda, Insecta, Lepidoptera, Nymphalidae. The record is from RefSeq and is a predicted model, not a curated record.
AUGAUUGCAGAAAAUGAAAAUGAAAUUGAAUUAACAUGUCAAGAUAAAACAUCCGGAAUGUUAGAACGUAACGAAAAACGGUGUAGGGGCAACAGCGAAGAGAGCAGCGAAGACAGUUUUACAAAAGUAAUGAAGAAAAAACCUAAAAAGAUAAAUAGAAGAGAGACCCAUACAAUGAUGAGUAAAAAUACAAAUAGUGAGGGUAGACAUGAAAAUAUGAUAACCGAACAAAACGAAUCUACCUACGGUGUAUGCAUAACAUCGUUACAAGUUUUACCAAAGCAGAUGGUGUUAGCUAAAUUACUCUUUAACGAACAAAUAAAUAAAAUCGUAAAAAUUAAAUAUAAAAACCCAUACAAAGUUAUAAUCCAAUUCGAGGAUAAACAAUAUGCUCAGAAACUACUUACUUGUAAGAAACUUAUUGAAUUACAAUGUAGAAUGCAAAUGAUGGAUGAAAAUAAUUUGUCCUUUGGGGUAAUAAGGGGUAUAGAAAAGGAAUCAAGUGAAGAAGAAUUAAAAGAACUAAUAGUCUGUCCUUAUGAAAUAACAUCGGUGAAACGAUUAAAGAGAUUGUUUGACAACAAAUGGGAAGACAGUGAAACAAUUAGAGUUUGUUUCGCAAGUCCUACUUUACCUCCGUAUGUAGAAGCAUACGGUUGCAGGUUUAAAGUGGAAUCAUUCACCUUCCAAGUUACCCAAUGCUCGCGGUGCUGGAAAUUCGGACAUCCCAAAAAGUUUUACCCGUCUAACAAAAUAAUUUGCCCAAAAUGUGGGAAUAAUCAUGAUAACUGCGAUACAACAUCAUAUAAAUGCAUUAAUUGUAAGGGUUCACAUAUAGCUUUAAACAAAACAUGCCCAGUUUAUCUAAGAGAGAAACGUUUACGGGAAAUUAUGAGCAACGACAAUGUCAACUACAAAAAAGCGAUACAAAUUUAUCAGAAUCAGUACAACUCUUUAUCAUCACAACUCAUGGUAAAUUUACAACCUGUAGAAGAAAACCACUAUCCUAUACAACCAAAAAAUACAACAACAUACAGUGAAGUUCUUAAAAGUCCUGUUUUGACUAGUGGAAAAACUUUAGUUAACAAGCAGAAGAAAAAAAAAUUUGAGGAAAAAAAUCAAUCUAUAGAAGUUUAUGAACAGCCAAAUUAUGAACAAAAUAAAGAAAAAGGUAAUGAUGAAGGACAACAGAUAGAUAUAGACAGCGCGCUUAAUUUUCCGAAGGAAAACGAGAAGACCAACUUACAACCUGAUACUAAAAAGUUAGAGUGGAGAAAUAUAUUUAGGAAAAUACAAGAAAUUUUAACAUCUAAAAAAUCUAUUGAAGAUAAAAUCACAUUAAUUUUUAAAAUUAUGUUCCUGGAAAUUAAAGAAUAUUUGUUGAAUAGACUUAUAAAUAUAGACAUACUGAAGUCCAUACUCAAUCUUAAUAAUGGAUAA